GUGAGAUCAGAAUUGCCGCCCGCCAGCAAAUAUGACUCACUGACUUAUCAAAACGAAUCUGAAUUCUGAAUUCUCCUUCAGUUCAACUUCGAUCUAUUUGCCACGGCAAGCGAUUCCUCUCUUGCCUUGCCGCCAGCUGAAAUUCCUCCCUCCCACCAGGCUACGCCUCUUGUCCGACCACCGCCCGCCGUCCGUCGCCGGCAACUCACUCUUUCUUUCCCGUACUUUCCCCGCGAAACUCAGCAGCGAUCAGGGGAGCUUAGAACGUUGGAGACGCCUUAUUUUCUGGGGAAGUCCACCGAGAAACAGCGUAGCAACGGUCACUGAAGAGAGGAUUUGAAAGAGGGUGGUCGUUAUGAAACUGUCGCCAGUAUGUUUUCUGCUUGUGGUGCUUGCAUUGGCAUUGGGUCACUCCACAGCUGGACUCCCGUUGAAGAAAAAAGAGGAUGCUUAUGUGACCCUGUUGUAUGGAGAUGAGUUCCUGCUUGGAGUUAGAGUUUUAGGGAAGUCGAUUAGAGACACUGGAUCGAGGAAGGAUAUGGUGGCUUUGGUUUCAGAUGGGGUCUCAGAUUAUGCCAAGAAGCUGCUUGAGGCUGAUGGGUGGAUGGUGGAGACAAUAAGCUUAUUAGCAAAUCCUAAUCAAGUUCGACCGACGAGGUUCUGGGGUGUAUACACAAAGCUUAAAAUCUUCAACAUGACCAAUUACCGUAAAGUGGUAUAUCUUGAUGCAGACACUAUUGUGGUAAAAAACAUCGAGGAUCUCUUCAAAUGUAGCAAGUUCUGUGCGAAUUUGAAGCAUUCUGAAAGGCUUAAUUCUGGAGUCAUGGUGGUGGAGCCAUCUGAAGUGGUUUUCAGUGAUAUGAUGACCAAAGUGAACACAAUGUAUUCUUACACUGGAGGAGACCAGGGGUUCCUGAAUUCAUAUUUCCCAGACUUCCCAAAUGCGCAUCUUUUCCAGCCUGGUUUAUCCAAGGAAGAGUUGGAUUCUAGACCUACACCUAAUAUGGAGAGACUGUCUACCUUGUACAAUGCAGAUGUUGGUCUCUACAUGCUUGCUAACAAGUGGAUGGUUGAUGAGAGUGAACUCCGUGUUAUUCACUAUACCCUUGGUCCCCUUAAACCCUGGGAUUGGUGGACUUCUUGGCUGCUGAAACCCGUGGAUGUGUGGCAGAAUGUCCGAGUGAAACUUGAGGAAACCCUUCCUGGUACUAAGGGUGGCAAGAAUCCCCACGACCAACUACUAGUUAAUUUCCUUUUUGUUUUGCCACUGUUUGCACUAGCCCUCUGCUACUACCAAUCUUUUUCCCAGUCACUUUGGCAGGCUCGCAUGCUUUGCAGGGGUUCUGUAUUUGAUCAUAUCAGACACCUGUAUUACAGGAUUAGAUCCAAUGGAGCACUUGCCUAUAAUGGUGUUUCUUCGUCCUCUCCCAUCAAUUUUACACAACAGACUGUAUUGGUGCAACAGUGCAAGUGGCCUGCUUAUCUGGUUGGACUUUCUGUCGGUGCAUGUUUUAUGGCUGCAUUGAUGUCCCUUGGAAUUAGUGUUGCAAUUGUGCCACAUCAAGUAAUGCCAUGGACUGGUUUGCUCUUAAUGUACGAGUGGACAUUCACUCUCUUCUUGGUUCUAUUCGGAGGGUUUCUCCAUUUGAUCUACCUGUGGGGAAGGACAGCAGCAAUGCAAGCAGCACCACAUUCCUCUGAUUCUGAAUCAUCAUACGACUCCGGAAAAGGUCAUCAACGGUCAGCAUCCUCUUAUGAUCUUGGUGUGUGGUUUUAUUGGGCGGGGAUGGCCUUUUUGGCCAUUGGAGUCCCUUCGUUGCCCCAUAUUUUUGGCGUUACUGCACUAUUCGCAAGGUUGGGGUUGAUUGUUGCCGGAGGGAUGAUUUUGGCUUCGUUCAUGACAUACGCGGCAGAGCAUCUCUCAAUCAGGUCAUACCUGAAAGGCUUUGAAGAUCGGGACAUAACACGAGGGAGAAGCCUAUGUUAGUUAUGCUGACUGAUGAUAGUGAUCGUAGUUAAGCUUCUUCUUGGAAUUCUUUGUUUGUACCAUCGAAUGUGUAUUUUAACAUGUAACAUGCUGAUGAGUACGGAUUUUUGUAUGUUAUGGAAAGGCCAUUUGAUGGCAAUUUGAUGUUGAGCUCUUGAAGUUUGUGGUGGCGUUUAUCCAAUUAUGUAAAUGCACUUUCCGGGUUUGGAGAGUGUAUAGAUGAUGAGUUGGAGUUGCUUUUGAUGUUGAGCUCAACCAAUACAACGUUACCAUAGCAUGUAGUAUUUUAUCAAAUAUGAUGUUAGGAUAGGGUUAGAAAGUUUUGUAUUGUGGUUGUGGUAUUUUCACUUCAAAUUGAUUAAAUACUCAUUUAGAC
Molecule: messenger RNA, 2363 nt
Organism: Linum tenue
Lineage: Eukaryota; Viridiplantae; Streptophyta; Magnoliopsida; Malpighiales; Linaceae
Source: the annotation of a GenBank genome assembly